AGAGAGUCAGGGCAGAGAGUUUGUCUUAAGGCAAGGAUACAGCUGCAUCUUUACGUGCAGUUUCAGCGAAACUCAAUGAAUCGCAAUCGACUAUAGCACUGAACCUGCCUGCAGCAAGAAUCUGCAUGGCAAGAAUCUUUAAGGUGAAACUCCUUUUUACCUUUUGAAUAUCUUACAUCCGAGUAAGAUUUCAACCAUGGUGCUCGGAAAGGUGAAAAACUUCUUUGUCAGCUACGACUGUAUGAAUGACAGCAAUGUUCCCGUGUUUGCCAGCGGGGAUUACGUCUCAGGUCGGGUGAUCGUUGAAAUUACCGGAGAAAUUCGCGUAAAAUCUCUGAACAUUCACGCCAAAGGACUGGCCAAAGUUCGCUGGACUGAGUCACGUAAUGCUGGAUCCAACACUGCCUACACUCAAAAUUUCACUGAAGAAGUGGAGUACUUAAACCACAAAGAUGUCCUUAUUGGACACGAUCGAGAUGAUGACAGCUGCGACGAAGGCUUAACCGUUCUUCACUCAGGGCGACACGAGUUCCCCUUCAGCCUUGAACUGCCCCAGACGCCUUUGGCUACAUCUUUCGAAGGCAAACACGGUAGCGUGCGGUACUGGGUAAAGGCGGAGCUUCACAGGCCGUGGCUUCUACCCAUGAAAACCAAGAAGGAGUUUACCGUCUUCGAGCACAUUGACAUUAACACUCCACUGUUACUGUCUCCUCAGGCCGGCACGAAGGACAAAACGCUUUGCUGCUGGUUUUGCACAUCAGGGCCUGUAUCACUAAGUGCCAAGAUCGAAAGGAAGGGCUACACUCCAGGCGAAUCCAUCCAGAUCUUUGCCGAAAUUGAAAACUGCUCUUCUCGUGUGGUUGUGCCAAAGGCAGCCAUCUACCAAACGCAGACCUUUUUUGCAAAAGGCAAGGUCAAGGAGAUCAAACAUCUAGUAGCUAACCUACGUGGAGAUCCUUUACCUUCCGGCAAGACCGAGACGUGGGACGGCAAGAUGCUGAAGAUCCCUCCCGUAUCCCCUUCCAUUCUGGACUGCAGCAUCAUCAGGGUGGAAUAUUCGCUCAUGGUAUAUGUGGACAUUCCCCGGGCGGUGAACUUAACCCUGAACCUGCCUCUGGUGAUCGGUACCAUCCCACUCCACUCCUUCGGCAGUCGUACCUCCUCUGUCAGCAGCCAGUGCAGCAUGAAUAUGGGUUGGUUGGGCUUACCUGAGAGACCUGAAGCUCCUCCAAGCUACUCCGAAGCUGUAACAGAAGAACAACGACAGACCAAUCUUGAACUCCCAGGAGGAGGGAGAGAUGAGAUCGAAGGACCACUUUACGCCUACAUCCACGAGUUUCGUUUCCAGCCUCCGCCACUGUACUGUGAGAUUGACCCUCAUCCAGAGCAGGGAUGCGUCGCCCAGGACGCGAGGCCAGAUAUCAGUCCGUCUCGCUGAGGAAGUGAUGUCACCUGACCAGUGCUGUCAGGGAUCUCUUAUCUUUAACCUUAACCCAUUGAAUAAGGUAUGGUAUUCCUCCAUGAGAUGGCACAAGAGCUAUCACCUUGGUAACGCAGAUGGAUAUCCUCCAGGAAACACUCCAAAUCCCUGGAAAAUCCACCGGGGUGAGCCCAGGUUAGUGGUACCGUAAAAACCACAGAAGAUCUUCAGAGAACUUCCCAUUCCAUCCCUGAUGAAAAGAGCACAGACAAGAUUUGUAGGAGUAUAACUGUGCCCUCGACAUCAAGAUGGACUAAACGCAAAGUCGCCGAGUGCUCAAACCUAAACCUUGUUCCUCACGCGAGAUGUAAUUCUUUAAUUCCAUUGUAUUGGAACAAGAUGACAAGAACAAGUUCCUCCAGACUUUUCAUGACUUUCUUUUCGUUUAUUGACUGUUGGUUGUAUAUGGACACUGGUCAAUUUUCUUGAAAUGUUUUGAGAAGUCAUGGACACUGGUGUGUGCAUCUGACAAGAUCUGCUGCAAAGCAUCCUAACAUGCCACGUUGCCUUUAUGCUAAAGCAUCCAAUAACACGUGGCACCGUUUUAAGUGGACAACGAAAAAAGACCGCUGAGUGACGGGACGCUCAUUGAGAUGCAAGACAAUUGACAUUCCUGAAUCAGUCCUCUCACUGUUAAAAAUACGCAGAAGACUGCACUCCAGAGAUUUGUAUGUUUGACGACUAAGAGCUACUUCGUAGACUCUGAUUUGAGCGACACAUUUAUUUCAAUGCUCAUUUGACGACCGUGGCCUGUUCGCAUCAUCCUUUUAUCUUUAGCACUUUUCAUUAGUUGCGUACAAAGUGUAGAAUGAUGCUUGGCUCAUACAAGACAUAACGUAACGUUAACAAGUGUGAUUUUGGUAUGUUUGUUUACAUAAAUGAGUUAACAGACAAACUAAACAUACUAGUCAUGCUUUUGAAAUAAUGGAACACCCUUUAUGGCCUUGGCACAAAAGCAGUAAAAUGUUUGUUUUUACCGUUUAUGACUGAAAAUGUGCGCUGUGCUUACAUUUGAACUUGCGAAAAAGGGAAUGUGUAUUGUUUGUAAAUUGUAUGCUUUGCUUUAGUGAAUAUUGUGUCACCGUCUAAAAUCACUGUUGUGUUUUAUUUAGAAAAAAACAUUCUUUAACGUGCACUUCCAGAGAUUGUUAGUUGUCAUGAAGAACUAAACAUUGUUUAUUAAUGAAGACUGCAUAGGAAGAGAAGUUGCUCUUCAGGUCUACAGCUAAACAAAAUGGCUUCCACUUUACUAUUGCAGGAACGAAUUUUAAAAUGGGUAUUAAGCUACUAAGUCAAUAGGUGCAAUAUCCUUUGUGUUUCCACAUAGUUUUGUAUUCCUAACUUUUUUACCAUAACUUUGUUGGUAUAUAAUGUUUCACAGCAAAAAAUCAUGUUUGAUUGUUUUGUUUUUUUGCCCUGUCCAUUGAAUAAACACCCCUUUUUU
This is a messenger RNA of Paramisgurnus dabryanus, 2924 nucleotides long. It is a transcript of the gene arrdc3b, whose product is annotated as arrestin domain containing 3b. NCBI's taxonomy places the organism in Eukaryota, Metazoa, Chordata, Actinopteri, Cypriniformes, Cobitidae. Gene Ontology annotation, cellular component: cytoplasm. The record is from RefSeq and is a predicted model, not a curated record. Gene Ontology annotation, biological process: protein transport.